ACGGAUCUCUAGUUUUCUUUAUCCUCUGUUUCCUCCAUUUGUAUACACAUCUGCCUAGAAACGUCAGAGUUCGUCAUUUUCCAUGAGUCUCUUCGGCCUCGGUAGCAGAAACCAGAAGACAUUUAGGCCAAAGAAGAAUGCUCCAUCAGGAAGCAAGGGUGCUCAGCUUCAAAGGCACAUCAAUGCAACCUUGGGUAGUGGGAACUUGAGAGAAGCUGUUAGGCUACCACCUGGUGAAGAUAUCAACGAAUGGCUAGCUGUAAAUACUGUGGAUUUCUUCAAUCAAGUGAAUAUCCUGUAUGGUACACUAACUGAGUUCUGCACUGCAAACAGUUGUCCAACUAUGUCAGCAGGAACAAGAUACGAGUAUCGGUGGGCUGAUGGGGUUACUGUAAAGAAGCCUAUAGAGGUAUCUGCUCCUAAAUAUGUUGAGUACCUCAUUGACUGGAUUGAAGCUCAGAUGGAUGAUGAAGCAAUUUUCCCACAAAAACUGAGGGCAGCAUUUCCACCGAAUUUUCGAGAUGUCGUGAAUACGAUAUUUAAGAGAUUGUUCAGAGUAUAUGCACACAUUUACCACUCACAUUUUCAGAAGAUUGUGAGCUUGAAAGAGGAAGCUCAUUUGAAUACUUGCUUUAAGCAUUUUGUUCUGUUUACUUGGGAAUUUCGGUUGAUUGACAACGGAGAACUUGCACCUCUGUCUGAUCUUGUGGACUCUAUUCUGCAGUUGUAGACCAAUGAGUCUUCUAUUUGUUUUUCUGGU
Messenger RNA from Hibiscus syriacus, 760 nucleotides. RefSeq names its product MOB kinase activator-like 1A. Gene Ontology annotation, molecular function: protein kinase activator activity. Gene Ontology annotation, cellular component: nucleus; cytoplasm. NCBI's taxonomy places the organism in Eukaryota, Viridiplantae, Streptophyta, Magnoliopsida, Malvales, Malvaceae. The record is from RefSeq and is a predicted model, not a curated record. Gene Ontology annotation, biological process: signal transduction; positive regulation of protein phosphorylation. The transcript is spliced from 7 exons. The coding region runs from base 83 to 730 and encodes 215 amino acids.